CUAGCUGAUAACAAAAGCGGAAUUCACGAGGUGCUCUUGAAUGCAGCAUAAAUUCAACUGCGCAGUUCAGGGACCCUUCAUCAUCUAACACUUGUGGAAGCGCCAUCCUCUUUGCCCAGAUGUCUGCUGCUCUGAGUCUUCGUCUUCUCCACUGCUACUCAAAGCAAGGCACAUUUGGAUGUGGCCCUGGUGUCAUGCGCUCAUUCAGUGUCACUGUGCCGAGAGAGGGCUACAAGUAUGUAAAUGCUCAGGAGUUGCCCACAGACUUGAAAUCCAUCACUGACCGGGCUGCCACAACCCUCCUAUGGACUGAGCUCUUCAGAGGUUUGGCGAUGACGAUGAGUUAUCUGUUCCGCGAACCAGCCACCAUCAACUAUCCGUUUGAGAAGGGGCCUCUGUCGCCUCGUUUCCGUGGAGAGCACGCCCUCCGCCGCUACCCCAACGGAGAGGAGCGCUGCAUCGCCUGUAAGCUGUGUGAGGCCAUCUGCCCAGCUCAGGCCAUCACCAUUGAGGCGGAGACUCGAGCUGAUGGCAGCAGGAGAACAACACGCUACGACAUCGACAUGACCAAGUGCAUCUACUGUGGUUUCUGCCAGGAAGCUUGUCCUGUUGAUGCCAUUGUUGAGGGUCCAAACUUUGAGUUCUCCACAGAGACCCAUGAGGAGCUGCUGUACAACAAGGAAAAGCUGCUCAACAACGGAGACCGAUGGGAGGCUGAGAUAGCGGCCAACAUACAGGCAGACUACCUGUACAGAUAGACUGACUGUUGUGUCUGUGCACUCCCUGUGAGGAUAUGUCACAUGUUGAAUCUUAUCCUCCCUAUAUGCAAUAAAGAGAUUACUUAUAGCUUUACAAAUAUUUCAGUGAGUUAUAAAUGAGCAAUGAAGCCUUGCAGCCUCAAAAACGCACAAAUUAUACUGUCUUGUGUUACAAAGAUGGUCGAUAUUGCACUUUUUGGUGUUGACUUUAUAAUCUGUAAUCCCUGCAGCCCAAUGUGCAGCCUGCUAGACUAUUUCUGUAGCACCUUAAAGCACGUUUUACCUAAUUUACCAGCUAGAACAUUUGUGAAACAGAAUAUUAAAGUCAUGUUUAUUCUGAGAUGAUUUAAGAUACUGAAAUAAAUCAUAUUUCCAGACUGUU
Stegastes partitus (bicolor damselfish) is the source of this 1140-nucleotide messenger RNA. RefSeq names its product NADH:ubiquinone oxidoreductase core subunit S8b (gene ndufs8b). The record is from RefSeq and is a predicted model, not a curated record. Gene Ontology annotation, cellular component: membrane; respiratory chain complex I. Gene Ontology annotation, molecular function: 4 iron, 4 sulfur cluster binding; NADH dehydrogenase activity. The transcript has 7 exons. Lineage: Eukaryota; Metazoa; Chordata; Actinopteri; Pomacentridae. Gene Ontology annotation, biological process: mitochondrial electron transport, NADH to ubiquinone; mitochondrial respiratory chain complex I assembly. The coding region runs from base 120 to 758 and encodes 212 amino acids.